Molecule: messenger RNA, 2526 nt
Organism: Psylliodes chrysocephalus
Lineage: Eukaryota; Metazoa; Arthropoda; Insecta; Coleoptera; Chrysomelidae
Source: the annotation of a GenBank genome assembly
CAGUGGCGGCUCUUCCUUAGGUUUGCAGGUUUGCGCAACCCCCAAAAAAUUUUGGUAAAAUAACAAAAGAACUACAAUUAUAUUUCUUUAAAUUCAUACCAAAAUUCUGUACCUACAUUUAUAUGCGAGGAGCAGUCAAUGACUGAAAUAAUUUCAAUUUCACCACCUUUUCCUAAAUGUCUUUAAUUUUCUCGCCACGCGACGGCUUUGUCGUUGCGAUGUAGUUUGCAGAUCGAAUGCAAACCAAUCCGACUAUAUUAAUAGGCGCGUGUUUGUGUUACUACGCGUUGAUUUCAAAUUUCGUCCCGUAAGCUCAGUUAGGUUGCAGGCAGAGUGCAAACUUCUUGUUAAUUUCGCCCGCUAAUUAGUGAUUUUAGUUUAUAGUGUGGUGCGUAAUCGCUUUUUUCGUUUGUUUUGUGUGUAAAAAUGAAUUCGGUUGAAAGUUUAAUUUCAAACCCAUUCUGUGGUCGAUCAUUAAUUGAUAAGGCUGAAAUAAAAAGACUUGGUAGGACUACUCCGAAUUUAAAAAUAGAACAAUCUGUGUCUAGCAAAAAAAGGACUUUUACCAGAACAUUUAACCCGGAGCUUUAUAAUAAACAUACAUGGCUUUGUGGGUGUGAAAUUAAAAAUGCUCUUUAUUGUUUCCCUUGUUUGCUAUUCGGAGGAGAAGAUUCCUGGACAAAAAUAGGGUUUACCGACUUGAAUCAUUCUGGGGACCGCAUCAAAAAGCAUACAUCAUCAGCAAAGCACAUUAAAAAUGUUUUACAAUAUUCACUUUUUGGAACUGUAAACGUGGCUGCUCAAUUGAGUACCGCUUAUCGACGAAAUAUUGAAUUGCACAAUGAACAAGUGAGACAUAAUCGAUACAUUUUAAACAUAAUAAUUAAUUGUGUGCGUUUCUGUGGAGCUUUCGAGCUCGCAUUAAGAGGACAUGAUGAGUCUACGUCUUCCUCUAAUCCCGGGGUUUUUCGAGGAUUAAUUGAUUUUAGUUCUGAGUUAGACGGUGCUCUAAAACAGCAUCUAAAAAAAGCAUCGGUAUUUAAAGGUACGUCAAAAACCAUUCAAAAUGAAAUUUUACAAACAAUGUUUACUGUAUGCCAAGAGGAAAUUUCUAAGGAAAUAGAAAAUGCCGAUUAUUUAUCUAUAAUUGCUGAUGAAACUAGUGACGUAUCAAAUAAAUUCCAAAUGGCAAUUGUAUUUAGAUACAUUUUAAAAGGCAAGCCUGUUGAACGAUUUUGGGAUUUUUUAAUGCCUUCAGAUCAUGAUGCCAAAGCUUUAUCUAAGGUUAUUCUCACCGAACUUGAAAAGCAUGUGAAAGGCAAGAGAAGCAAACUUAUUGCACAAACAUAUGAUGGUGCAUCAGUUAUGAGCGGGUCUUCUAACGGGGUACAAGCGAUUAUUAAAAAAACGUAUGAACACGCUGCAUACGUGCAUUGUUAUGCACAUCAAUUAAAUUUGGUAAUGUUAAACUCGGCUUCAGCAAACAAAAAUGUCCGAAUUUUUUUUGCAAAUUUACAAGGAAUUUGUACUUUUUUUUCAAGUAGUCCUCAGAGAUCUGCAAUUCUAGAUCAAAUCGUUAAAAAACGCUUACCACGUUCAGCCCCGACCAGAUGGAAUUUUAAUUCCAGAGUGGUUUGUACCGUAUUUGAGUACAAAGACGGCAUUCUGGAGACAAUGGAAACUCUUCUAAAUGAAAGUAGAAACGUAAGUACUACCAACCAAGCAUCAGGAUAUGUCAAAAUCAUUAAAAGCAAAAGUUUUGUGUCCUGGUUAAACUUAUUUUACAAGAUAAUGCCACAUGUUGACUUGUUAUUUGGUAAGUUUCAAACAAGACAAAUUGACGCUGUUAUCGCAAAAAAAUUUAUAUUAUCAUUUGAAACUAAAUUAACAGAAAUUAUAAAUAGCAUCACUUUAGAUGACAUUGAGCCGACUUCAUCUAAUUCAAAGCGGCAUAAGCUGGAUGACUCUGCGGAAUUUUCACGAGAAGCAAAAGAAGUUUGUGAUAUUAUUAUUUGUCAAGCAAAAGAACGAUUCAGCUUCACAGGCCACCUAGUCGCAGCCAGUCUCUUCUUUCCAGAAGAAUAUGGCCAAUAUAGUACCUGUUUUCCCGAAGAAAAAUUUAAAGAGACAAUAAAAAAUUACCCAUUUUUCAUCGAGCAAAAACUCCGUACAGAAUUAACCGUCAUUUAUGAUACAGAAGAACUUAAAUCAGUUUCGGGACUCCUUGUGCUUUAUGACUUUAUCUCUCAAAAUAUCGAGUUAAGUGAAACUUUUAGUGAAACUCUAAAACUUAUAAAAAUUUUAAUUACCAUUCCUAUGGCUUCUGCUGAAGCAGAACGGUGCUUUUCAACCCUUAAACGAAUUAAAACAUUUUUAAGAAAUACCAUGUGCCAAAAAAGACUUUCUGCAUUGGCAAUGCUUUCUAAAGAAAGGGAUCUUAUUGAAAGCAUACCCGAUUUCAAUCAGAGGGUUAUUGAUAAGUUUGCUACUACUAAAGAUCGUCGUAUGGAUUUUCUCUUUAAAUAA